This is a messenger RNA of Danio rerio (zebrafish), 1640 nucleotides long. The record is from RefSeq and is a predicted model, not a curated record. Lineage: Eukaryota; Metazoa; Chordata; Actinopteri; Cypriniformes; Danionidae.
UAAAUAAAGUGUACAUAUUAAUAUUAAUGAAAUCUACUAGGCCACAAAAUGACUUUUUACAGUGUAGUUUCAUUAUUAUUAGACUGUUUCCCUCUUUUGAACACAGCCCCUCCCAUCACUGUGCAGUUGUGUCAAAGGCCAAGCAGUGAUAUUGUAGGCUACUGCAGAGUAUAAAUGCUUUAAGGACUGUACUAAAACUUUGUAUGCAUAAAAUUGCAAUAUGUAACAUAUUUUGAAGUGCUGUUUUCAUGUGCAUUUUAAAAUUGUACUCUUUAUACUCUAAACCAGUUUAUCCUUUUACUUUUAUUUUGUACACAGGCUGAACAAUGGAUAAGUUUAUAGGAGAUUUUCAGAGACGUCUUCAUAAGGAAGUAUAUGGCCUGAAGGAGGUCACUAUCCUUGAGCAUUGUGGUUUCAUACUGUAUUUCUGCCUCAUUACUUCUCGUGCUGGAACUGACAUUGAUGCUGCAAUCAGGACUCUUAUGCUUGUGCAAGCUGACAAACAAGUCAUCAUUGCUGUGCUUUAUCCUACAAUUGACCCUGAGAAAACCAUACCAGACAGCAACAAUGCUAUAAAGAGAGAGAACACAUAUCUAGUCGACUUUCUGUUCAACGAGGAUGAAGGGUUCAUGAAUUGUCAGAAGAAUAUAGAUGCAAUCAAGAAACUUGCAUGGUACAUCAAGUCCAAGAAUCUGACUUCAUAUUACUUGCAAAAUUAUGGAAUUCCACGUACAUACACAUACCAGAAUGGAGAAGAUUUUCUCUUCCCCACCAGAGGACACAGUGGACACAGAUUCGGUGGAGAUUUUUGGCAAAAAAAUCGUGUUGCUUGUACUGUUAUCGUUGGUGUUGUCAUUUUCGGCAUUCUUCUGUGGAUAAUUCUAGAUGUAUUGUUUUGAUACUAGCCAUAAAUGAACACAGAAAUGCCACUGUAAAAAAAAAAGACAUUUUAAUGAAAAAAGACAGCUGUGGAUGCCAGAACACCAUAAUUAUAGCAGCGAAUUUUCAUCUUUUACAGAUUUAACUUAAAUUAACACCAAACCAAAUGGAACCGAUUUUUACUGCCGCAUUUUUACAGCAUUUUGUUAAUAAAAUUGCAGCUGUUGUGAAUUUCAGUAAAUGUAACAAAGCUUCAUAUAAUAUACUGCAGGAAGAGAAUUAAACUGAUAUAUUACAAUAUACAUGAAGUUCACAAACACUUUUUAGGAUGUGCAUGUGCCAUGUAACCAUUUUGUUUGCAAAAAUAGAUACUGCAUAUGCUGUACACUGUUGUUUACAGUAUGACUACAGUCUUCAGCAUUUGUCCAAGUCUUUAUUUAGAUCUUUAAAUGUGUAAAAUUAAUUCCAUUGCUGAAAACACCAAACUAGAUUACUUUUAGUAAAUACAUUAGGCGAGUUAUGGUAAGUGGAUAUUAUUGAUUCUAACUAUUGUGUUUAAAUGUUACUAUGAAUAAUGACAUUAUGCAUUUUGAGUAACUCAUGCUUUAUGCUAAUUGCUUUACUUAGCUCUUUACAGUGUUGAUUUGUUACACUAUGUUUGUUUUAUACUGUGUAUGGAUCAAAGAAGAAAAUGACUUUAUAUACUAAAAGAUCUUGUCUGGCAAGAAUCAUUUAAUAAAGACUAAUAAAAGAUUAAGAGU